GAGUCCUCUAUAACCAUGGCUUUAUUAAAGGGCUAUGGGGUGGCCAUUUUAUUAUGUGCUAUCCUUGCUGUAAGCACAGUUCAAAGUUUGAAGGAUAGUAGUAGCAGCAGCUCUAAAGCGUUUGGCAGCAGUAAGGCUGGAGCACUUGGAAGUUCUAGUGACUCUGGAGCGACUGGCAAGAGCCGAGGCUCAGGCGGCGGUCUUGGGCUUGUGGGAGGAUAUGGAGGUUCCCAAGGUGGCUUAAGUGGUGGAGGUGGUUCUGGAAGCCAAGGAGGUUCUGGCGGUUCUCAAGGUGAUCUCAGUGGAUCAAGUGGUGCUGAUGGCGGUUCUGGUGGUUCUGAAGGCGGUGUUGGAGGCUCAAGCGGUUCUGGUGGUAGCCAAGGAGGCCAUGGAAGCUCAGGUGGCUCAAGUGGUCAGUCGGGCUCUGGAGGUUCGCAAGGAGGCUCAAGUGGUUCUGGAGGCAGUCAAGGAGGAUCCGGUGGUUCCCAAGGGAGCUCUGGUGGGAGUCAAGGUGGCUAUGGAGGGUCAAGUGGAUCCAGUGGGAGCCAGGGAGGAUCCGGAGGAAGUCAGGGUGGUAGUUCUAGCGGGAACCAAGGAGGGUCAAGUGGAAACCAGGGUGGUUCUGGAGGCGGAGGGAGCUACGGUUCACGAGGCUUAGGAAGUGGCAGUGGAGGAAGUGGCCGAGGUGGUUCGGGCGGCAGUUAUGGUGGUUCUGGAUCCGGUGGUUCGAAAUCAGGUGGAUAUGGCCACAAAUCUGGUGGAUAUUAAUUUUUUAUUCAUCUGGUAUUCCACAUCAAGGUUAAUGUUUCUUAAACGAGCUAUAUUUGUUUGUAUUUUGCAAUAAACUAUAUUGA
Molecule: messenger RNA, 854 nt
Organism: Zerene cesonia (dogface butterfly)
Lineage: Eukaryota; Metazoa; Arthropoda; Insecta; Lepidoptera; Pieridae
Product: keratin, type I cytoskeletal 9-like
Exons: 3
Coding region: 16-768 (250 amino acids)
Source: RefSeq, a predicted model, not a curated record